Molecule: messenger RNA, 1575 nt
Organism: Hyaena hyaena (striped hyena)
Lineage: Eukaryota; Metazoa; Chordata; Mammalia; Carnivora; Hyaenidae
Gene: ZNF662
Product: zinc finger protein 662
Exons: 6
Coding region: 1-1575 (524 amino acids)
Biological process (GO): regulation of transcription by RNA polymerase II
Molecular function (GO): DNA-binding transcription factor activity; RNA polymerase II cis-regulatory region sequence-specific DNA binding
Source: RefSeq, a predicted model, not a curated record
AUGAACAGGCAAGGCAAAUCAAGUAUUUGCUACUUCUUAGUAGCAUCCAUCCUGCAAGGGUGCAGUGCAAUACCGAAGAAGCGUGGGUGCCAGAGGGAGGACCACAGAGACGUGGCGCCCUCCACCGUCCUAGAGAAGCCAGAGUGGCAAGACUGCGGCCGCUUCCACCUCUCCGGGCCUGGCGCGCGCUCGCUUCCCGGGAGGGCGGCCAUGGCCGUGGCGGCCGCGGUCCUGGCGAGCGGGGCCCCCUUCGGCCCUGCACUCGAGCUGCUACCGGGACAGCCCGCGCCUGCCCGGGCGCGCCCGGCGUCAGUGACCUUCGAGGAUGUGGCCAUCUACUUCUCUGAGAACGAAUGGAUUGGCCUGGCCCCUGCUCAGAGGGUCCUGUACAAGGAUGUGAUGCUGGAGAAUUAUGGGGCAGUGGCUUCCCUGGCAUUUCCUUUUCCCAAACCGGCUCUGAUUUCCCAGCUGGAGCGAGGGGAAGCGCCCUGGUGCAAGGCUCCUCAGGGAGCUCUGGAUGGAGAGUGCCCACAGGGCCUCUCCUCAGAGGGUGUGUUGAAGAGUGAGAAAGAAGAUUUUAUUAAGGAGGAAAGUUUUGAGAAGGCAGAGGACCACACGGUGCUAUCAAGUGGACCCCGGUGGUGCAGCUCCCAGGAAUUCUGGUUUGGGAAAACCUGCAAGGAGAGGAAAAGCAGGUUAGGGAGGUGGCGUGACUACUCCAAUGGGAAAAGUGCAGAGAGCACUGCAGAUGAUAUUAUAGAAGUGAUUGUCAAAGAUGAGAUGCUUUCAGGAGAAGAUGGUUCAGAGAGUACUGAUGUUAAUACCCACCUUGUUAUACAUGAGAAAAUCCUCAGUGAGCAGGUGUUCUAUAUUUGUGAAGAAUGUGGCAAGUGUUUUGAGCAAAAUGAAGACUUUGACCAACAUCAGAGAAUGCAUAAUGGAGAGAAGAUCUAUGGUUGCAAGGAAUGUGGGAAGACUUUCAGUUUUAGAUCACAUUGCAUUGCACAUCAGAGAAUUCACACUGGGGUGAAACCCUAUGUGUGUCAAGAAUGUGCUAAAGCCUUUGUUUGGAAGUCAAACCUGAUUCGGCACCAGAGAAUACAUACUGGAGAGAAACCCUUUGAAUGUAAGGAAUGUGGGAAGGGCUUUAGUCAGAACACAAGCCUUACACAACAUCAGCGAAUCCAUACCGGAGAAAAACCAUAUACAUGUAAGGAAUGUGGGAAAAGCUUUACUCGGAACCCAGCCCUGCUUCGACAUCAGAGAAUCCAUACUGGGGAGAAGCCAUAUGAAUGUAAGGACUGUGGGAAAGGCUUCAUGUGGAACUCAGAUCUUGCUCAGCACCAGAGGGUCCACACAGGGGAGAAGCCCCAUGAAUGUACUGACUGUGGGAAAAGCUUCAUUUGCAAGGCACACCUUAUCCGACAUCAGAGAAUCCAUACUGGGGAAAGACCCUAUAAAUGUAAUGACUGUGGGAAGGCCUUCAGUCAGAAUUCUGUUUUGAUUAAGCACCAGAGGCGCCAUGCUAGAGAGAAACCCUGUAAUUAUCAGACCUCUCUCCUUCUUGAACAUUAG